This is a messenger RNA of Daldinia childiae, 1467 nucleotides long. RefSeq names its product ADP-ribosylation factor GTPase-activating protein glo3. NCBI's taxonomy places the organism in Eukaryota, Fungi, Ascomycota, Sordariomycetes, Xylariales, Hypoxylaceae. The record is from RefSeq and is a predicted model, not a curated record. The transcript has 4 exons. The coding region runs from base 1 to 1467 and encodes 488 amino acids. Gene Ontology annotation, molecular function: GTPase activator activity. Gene Ontology annotation, biological process: COPI coating of Golgi vesicle.
AUGAGUGCGCUUGCAACCAAGCAGCAAUCGCAGAAGAUCUUCGAGAAGUUGAAGACCAAGUCAGCAAAUAGGAUAUGCUUUGAUUGCGGCCAGAAGAAUCCUACUUGGACCUCGGUCCCUUUUGGCAUUUACUUAUGUCUCGACUGUUCCUCUAACCACCGAAAUCUCGGUGUCCAUAUCUCCUUUGUUCGCUCCACCAACCUUGAUCAGUGGCAAUGGGAUCAGUUACGUGUUAUGAAAGUUGGCGGUAACGAGUCCGCCACCAAGUACUUCCGCGCAAAUGGCGGUAGCGCCGCACUCGCUAGCAAGGACCCAAAGACCAAGUACCAAUCUAACGUUGCGACCAAGUACAAAGAGGAGCUUAAGAAGCGGGCUGCACGAGACGCGCUCGAGUACCCAGAAGAGGUUGUCGUCACCGACGUAGCUGGAGAAGGCGCCGAGGGUAGUGCAACUCCUUCUAGUGAGCCAAAUGACGACUUCUUUUCUUCAUGGGACAAGCCGUCCAUCAAGAGGCCUACGCCACCUAUCUCGCGAACUAAUACGCCGCCCGUUGUCGGCCGUACUGCCUCCCCAUUUCUCAACGCCGGCGCCAACGGCAAGGAGAUUUCCAGGUCUUCGUCCCCUCUAUCUAAGUCUGACUCCGCAUCUGAAGCCAAACCUGCCGCUAGUAGAGUCACCACCUCUGCUGCGCUUCGCAAGACAAACCCCUCAGCGCCUCGCAAAGCUAAUGUGCUGGGCGCAAAGAAGACUACUGCCAAGCUUGGAGCAAAGAAGGUUACAGGAGAUAUCAUCGACUUUGACGAGGCCGAGAAGAAAGCCAAGGAGGAGGCAGAGCGAAUUGCCAAAUUGGGCUACGAUCCUGAAGCCGAAGAGGCCGAGGUAAAGCAGACUACUACAUCUAAGACCGAGGCUUCCAAUGUCAUUUCGCCCACGCCAGUGAGUCCGCGUGGAUACGGAUCUGGUCACUCUCGCGAGAAGUCAGCAGCUGAGGUUGAGAGGUUAGGCAUGGGCCUAGGAAGAUUAGGCUUUGGACAGGUUGGUGGUGGCAAAGCCGCCGCCAGCGCCGCCCCUAAGAAGAACGCCGGCGGAUUCGGCUCAGUUGGACCGGUUAAAGCAACUACCGAAGAUGACGACGAGCGCUACGCCCGUAACAAAUUUGGUAACCAAAAGGGAAUUUCCUCGGACGAAUUCUUCGGAAAAGGCUCUUUCGAUCCCAACGCUCAGGCCGAGGCAAAGACACGUCUGCAAGGAUUCGAAGGUGCCACUGCUAUUUCCUCCAACGCGUACUUUGGUCGACCCGAGGAUGAAGAUCCCGCGGAUGAUUAUGGUGACCUCGAAACGGCCGCCAAGGAUUUCGUCCGCAAAUUCGGUAUCACUGCCGGCGACGAUUUGGAUAACCUUACAAGCGCGCUAGGCGAAGGCGCUACCAGACUCCAGGGUGCUAUUCGUAACUACUUGAACAGUUAA